UUGGAGACACACAGACCCACCACAAGCCAUAGAACCAAAGGGCUCUCUCCUUCUCCCCAUGUUUUCUCUUCUUUACUUCUUUGUCUGAUAAAACUGUCAUCAACCUCCUCCUCUUCCCACUCUCUCUCUCUUUCUUCCCCCCUCUUUUUUUUAUUCUUCUUUUUUCCCUUGCAAAUAUUUUAUAAAAUUGAUAUGUGUUGAAGGCAUAUUUGCUUAAGAGCUGAACCACAUCAUCGUCUUGAACGUUUGAAUCUAUGGAACAGCUUGUCAACUUCAUCAUCCGGCCACCAAGAGCUGAAUAUGACCCCAAAAGUGAUUUAUUGGAUCAGGAGUUCAUGCUGAAAGGAAAAUGGUAUCAACGGAAGGAUGUAGAGAUAAAAAACAGUCGGGGUGAUGUUCUUCAAUGCAGCCAUUACUUGCCUAUAGUCAGCCCUGAAGGAAAGCCUCUGCCGUGUGUAAUAUAUUGUCAUGGAAAUAGCGGAUGUAGGGCUGAUGCUAGUGAAGCUGCUAUAAUUUUACUUCCCUCAAACAUUACAGUUUUUACUCUGGAUUUUUCUGGCUCUGGAAUUUCUGGAGGGGAGCAUGUCACUCUAGGCUGGAAUGAAAAGGAUGAUCUGAAGGCUGUCGUCAACUAUUUGCGGGAUGAUGGAAAUGUCUCUUUAAUUGGCUUGUGGGGUCGCUCAAUGGGAGCUGUAACCAGCCUUAUGUAUGGAGCUGAGGAUCCUUCAAUUGCAGGGAUGGUUUUAGACAGUCCCUUUUCUGAUUUGGUUGAUUUGAUGAUGGAACUUGUAGAUACAUAUAAAGUUCGUCUGCCAAAGUUUACUGUGAAGUUUGCAAUCCAGUACAUGCGAAGAGCGAUCCAAAAGAAGGCAAAAUUUGACAUAACGGACCUCAAUACAAUUAAGGUGGCAAAAUCUUGUUUUGUUCCAGCUCUACUAGGCCAUGCCAUUGAUGAUGAUUUUAUACAGCCCCAUCACUCUGAUCGAAUAUUUGAGGCUUACAUGGGAGACAAAAACAUAAUUAAAUUUGACGGAGAUCACAAUUCUCCUCGUCCUCAGUUUUACUUUGAUUCCAUAAACAUCUUUUUUCACAAUGUUUUGCAACCUCCGGAAGAUGAGGUUGGGGAAUCAUUUUUUGACCCCAUGAAUGAUUACUUUGGUAAGGAUGUUUGGAGAUCUGUGCACGAAUUAGGCUACAGCAAUGAAUCAUCAUCUAAAAACAAAGAUGCAGAACCAUCAACAAGCAGCACGAUAAAUGCCAUUGAGCAGGUCCGUUCAAGACGACCAAUGAGUAGGAUGGAGGUUCCAUCUGAUAUUUCUUCGAAAGAUGAACAUCGUGAACAUGAGGAGAAGUGCGGCAAUAUUUCCCCAUCAUCAUCAUCAAUGAUAAGCUUUGAAUUGUCAAAUGGUGAUCCCUUUGGGUCCCAUGUUCCAGCCACAUUGGAAGAUGAUCAGUAUGUAGAAUAUCAACUAGAUGACCUUGCAGGUUUUCCAUCUACUGCAGAGGAGGAAGAAAGAAUGUUCAUGGAAGCAGUGAUGGAGUCACUGAAGGACCUGGAAGUACGAAAUCCAAAUGCAGAACAACCAACAAGUAGUGUUAGUUCUGUGUAUGUAGAUGCUGUAGAGCCGUCUGAUAAAGAUGCUUCUUCAGGAGAGAUUUCGAGACCGGUGGAGACAGAAUCUUCCUCACUCAAACACACCACAGAGUCAAAAUUCAAAACCACUUCCUCGACAUCAGAAGAAUUUGAGCCAUUGAACGGUGAGUCAAAUUCCAUUUCAGUGAAACAUUCCCAAAAUGUGGUGUCGGAGCCAAGUCCAGUACCAAGUGUUUCAUUAGAAGGACCAGCACAUCUGCAGCUGCAGCCACCACCAUCGGCACCUACUGACACAUCAUCAGUAACUGAGUCCAGCAAUACAAGUGGUUCUGCUAGUAGCGAUAGUUCUGCUAGUUUACAAAGUUCAUCAGAGACUGAUGUAUCACAUAACACGAAAGCCACAGUAACUGUUGUUAGGAAUCCCGCAGGCCAUGUCAUGGAUGGCUUAAUGCGUCGAUGGGAUUUCAAUUUUUUCAAGAACAAAUAGUCACAACCGAUGAUCAGAUGAGAGAUUCUCAUGUAUACAUUGUUUUUGUAACUACAAGAAAACAAAAAUCAUAGUUUGUACCAAAGAAAAUAGGUUGCUCGUGUGUAAAUUUUGUAUGUUUAGAUUCUCAACUAACAAAUCAUCCAAUAUUCUUUGACUGUAAGUGAGAAUUGUCAUAUUUUGUUGUUUUUAUGAACGAUGUCUACACCAUUGUACGCAUCAUUUGAACAAAGGUUCUCGUCUUUCGUUCCCUUUAUUUGCCGAAGCUAAGCUUAUAUACAUGAUGCACUUGCCAGGAUGCUAUGCUUGUAUUUGUAUCCUAGUGUGGAUGGAAAUGUAUUCCCUACAUUUAAUUGUUUCA
Molecule: messenger RNA, 2442 nt
Organism: Glycine soja
Lineage: Eukaryota; Viridiplantae; Streptophyta; Magnoliopsida; Fabales; Fabaceae
Exons: 14
Coding region: 255-2081 (608 amino acids)
Source: RefSeq, a predicted model, not a curated record